AUGACUUUUGUGUACCUUGCAGUAGAUGAAGGGAGAAAGUACUUUUCAUCCCUGGAGCGUUUGCAGAUCCGACAGCAGGCCUCCGACGAGCCUACAUCAGGCCGCUCGUCCCAGGCCAGCACCUCGUCCAAAUCCCACCGGCCUUCACUAUCACUCGGCACCGGACGACGUAGGCGCAAAUCGGAAAAGGCCGUGCAAUCUCACGACAUCUCCCACAUCGAGCUGGACUUUUUUCUUUCUUUGCCUGAAAAGGUACGCAAGCAACAAUUUUCCCGCGAAGAGCAGGCACUCCUCCAAGAAAGGCACGAACACGCAGUCCUUCCCAACGACCAGGAUACCGAGUGGGCACAACAACGCUUCAACGACUUUCACUUCGACUUUUCUCAACCCCCGGUCGACCUUCCUGAACGUGGACACUCACGAAGACGUUCAUCAUCGGCGUCCUCGACCGUCAGCCCUUCCCGCGCUUGUUUCGGCCCGUCUGCUACACUUGCCACGGACAAGGACCGAAAUAGCCAUUUAUUAUAUCUCGACGCCAUGGCCACGCCCAUGUUCACGCGAAGAGAAAUGCACAUGGCUGACAUGAGACGAACAAUGUCCCUUACCUCCCACCCUGUCCGCCACGGAUCCUCACACAUGUCGGACCCUCCUUUCUUCAAUGCUAGGCCGAAAGGACUUCACCAACGUGCGCACUCCUCUUCCCUCGCAGGCCACGCAUUGCCUUCUACGCCUUCACCCCUUGUCGUCGACACCGAAGCAACCCACUACCAGGAUCCAGAGGCGAGAAGGAAGUUGCGCAUGUACCUUGCGUCUCCCCAAAAGUUUGAUGAAGCGAUUGAGUUCGGUUUCCCAUCGUCGGCUGGGAAUGACUCCGCUACACCGCACUUCCAGCUGCCCCAGAUUGACAGUCAUGCCCGUAAGUUCAGUCGAGACAUGCACACCUUCCUCCGAGAUGGGCAAUUAUCAUUCUUCGAAGACAACAACAAGGAGAACCUGGGACUCGAGUCUGACGCUGGCUCAGUAGCCGACAUGGACUCACCCACUACCCCCUCCAGCACCGGCUUGUCCUUCCGUAUGCAUUCUCGCCAGAUCUCGCAUCGCAAGUUCUCGGUCGAAUCGCCAGCUCCUUCACCCGUUCACUCCGUCAACGGGCAGUUCAACCGAGAGAUGACACUACGCAUGACUUUGACCCGGCCCGACUUACGGGCUGACGAAGAUCAAUUGUACGGCUGGCAAGGCUCAAGCUCGAGCCCCAAAGCCCCGAAAGAUGACCCUUUGGCACUUGAAGAUCUGGUCUUCACCGACGAUAUGACCGGUACCAAGGGCGCCUUCUACGUUAAGCCCAAGCCACGCGGAAAUCUCAUGAGCCGCUUGUUGAAGCGUGCCAGCCUCAAAGCAACGAGUCGUUGA
This is a messenger RNA of Alternaria atra, 1410 nucleotides long. RefSeq lists its product as uncharacterized. Bases 1 to 1410 code for a protein of 469 amino acids. The record is from RefSeq and is a predicted model, not a curated record. The transcript is spliced from 2 exons. Lineage: Eukaryota; Fungi; Ascomycota; Dothideomycetes; Pleosporales; Pleosporaceae.